Molecule: messenger RNA, 2086 nt
Organism: Etheostoma spectabile (orangethroat darter)
Lineage: Eukaryota; Metazoa; Chordata; Actinopteri; Perciformes; Percidae
Gene: ccdc17
Product: coiled-coil domain containing 17
Exons: 14
Coding region: 194-2086 (630 amino acids)
Source: RefSeq, a predicted model, not a curated record
GGUAGUUUGUGUACUUAUUUGGAGAAUACUCUUUGCAACAAUUUCUUUUAGGGGGACCUGAUAUUGUUUUGUGUAUUAUUUCUACACUAUUUCAGUUUAAGGUUAGGCUAUUUGUUUAAUAUUUAAACAACUUUAUUUGAGCUUUUUUAUUUUUAUUUAACCCCCCCACGAUAAACACCAGCUCUGAAACCAGAUGGACAGGGAAUUGGUCUGCGGAGAAUGUAACAUGGUGUUUCGCUCCGCUGGGCUGCUUGAGAAACACAAAGCACUGUUCUGCAUUGGAAGCGAGGUAAGACACCGUCGGGUGCAAAGACACAGCUCUGAACAUCUCCUAAGAGACAGACCUGGACGUGGGGACCCUAAACAGACAAGAACCCCUGAUCUCAUUCAGCUGAGAGGUCAACGGAGGAACAUCACCAGGCGGACGGAUGUUGACGCCAAACCAGCGCCAGCGAGAGCAGAGGACAGACCAGCGACCAGUCAGACAGAGAGUGCUGCUCUGCAAGAUCUCACACAUGAGUUUCACAAGUUGAGGAUGUCCAUUGAAGAAAAUCUGCCAAAAUGGUCAAAAAGGACCUCAGAUACUGAGUCAAGUGGGCGUCAGCUGGGUCACAGUGAAAGACUGAAGGAGAUGAGGGAAAUGGCGAUGCUCCACGAGCGCCAGCUGACCCUGAUACAUGCUCACAACCAGAAGCUGGAGCAGCAGAGAGAUGAGCUGGCCUAUCAGGUGAGUGUCCUGUCUGAGCAGAGCAACACAACUCACCUGGAGAGUCUGUUGAUGGAGCUCAGAGAGCAGGAGGAAAGAAACGAGGACACGCUGCAACAACUCGCUGAACAUCUCCGUGCAUUACAUGUACAAGAGGUCUCUGUACCCACAGAUCAGCCAUACCCACGCAAGAAUAAUCAUGAAAGCUACAAGCUUAUUUCUUCGCCAGAUGGCCCUCUUUCAACCCAGAUAAAAGCCCUGUGGCAGGCAUACAUUCAGUCAGGUGGGUCAGAUCCAGCCAUUGAGGCACAAAUGAUUGCCCUGCAGGCAAAAGCCCAAAGUCUGGAGGAAAACCAACCAGCGACCGGCAAGGCCAAAAAGAAGAGGGUGGAGCCUCGUCAGCGGGGUGUGAGCUGGGAGCUGCUGGCUGUGGAGCAGGAGAACCAGAGGCUGGAGGAGGAGAUCCUCAGGAUCCAGCUGGUCAGAGAGCGACACCAUAACAGUGACGCAGUAGUGAGGACUGAGCUUGAGCAGAUUCAGAAAGAGAACCUUCUACGGUUAGCCGGUUUACAGGCAGCGAUGGAGAGAAGCAAAGAAGCUCCCAGGCCCGGGCGACAGCCUUCUCCACCUCCCCUUCAACCCAAGAAUCUCAUUCAUACACCUCUUUCACUGGUACACCAAUACAGUUGUAUCCUGAUGCUGUACCUCUGUGUCUCUCCGCUCCAGGCCAGCUCCCUCCCCUCUCCACUGGGAACAUGCAUGUUCAGGGACUCGUUGGGUCCCGCCCCCUACGACCCUGCAGCUGGUUUUGUGGUUUUCUACGACCUGGUGCUGGGAGUUGAUGUCUCCCAGAAGGCACUGCGCCUAGUGGCAGCUCUCUACUCGGAAGGGGAGGAGGUGGGACCACCAACUCCGCUGCCCCCAGUCCAGUGCCUGCCAGGACCGUCCCUGCCUUACGCCCACACCCCUGGGAACUACGCCCUCCUGUUGGCCAAGCAGCCUGUACCUAGGUACAUGAACCUUUCCCUCUGUAGGAUCCAGCCAUCGACCGCCCUCUCUCUAGUGGUGGAGGUGCAGGCAGCAAGAGAUGUGGAUGUUGAAGACCAGGAGGUCGUCAAACUGGCAUCCUGCGGUUGGACACGAGUGGAACUCUUUGACCAAUACAACCAGUUCCGUAGUGGCCACUGGAGGGUUCCAGUGCGCAGUCUUCCUAUCAGACCUUCCUUAAGCCUUGCCCAGCUUAACUCACUACACCAGGUUGGCCACUUGGAACUGUGUGUACGAUUGGUCAACGGACGAGAUGGAGAUGUUCAGACUCUGGCAAAGCCUGACCCGACAAGCACCAGUCACUAUAAACACCCAGCUGUGGUAGGAUGUUAA